AUGUCAUCAAGAAAGAAAACUUUAUUGAAAGUGAUCAUUUUAGGAGAUUCAGGUGUUGGUAAAACUUCCCUUAUGCAACAAUUUGUAAAUAAUAAAUUUUCACAACAAUAUAAAGCAACGAUAGGAGCUGAUUUUUUAACAAAAGAAAUUCUGUUGGAUAAUGGUAAAACAGUAACUUUACAAAUAUGGGAUACUGCAGGACAAGAAAGGUUUCAAUCAUUAGGAGUAGCGUUUUAUAGAGGUGCUGAUUGUUGUGUAUUAUGUUUUGAUGUAACAAAUGAAAAAUCAUUAAAUAAUUUAACUUCUUGGAAAGAUGAAUUUUUAGUACAAUCUAAUGUUACAAAUCCUCAAGAUUUUCCAUUUAUUAUAAUUGGUAAUAAAAUAGAUAUAGAUGAUUCUAAAAAAAUUCCAAGUUUAUCUAAAAAAUUAAAUCAAAUUACUCAAAAUCAAUUUGGUGGAUUAAAUUAUCCUGUUUUUGAAACAAGUGCAAAAGAUUCAGUAAAUGUUGAACAAGCAUUUGAAGUUGUUGCUAAAAUGGCUUUACAACAAGAAGAAUUAAAUGCUGCUAAUGGUGGCGAGGGGGAUGAUUAUAAUGAUGCUAUUAAUAUUCAUUUGGAAAAUGAUUCAAGUAGUUGUGGAUGUUAA
Messenger RNA from Lodderomyces jiufengensis, 645 nucleotides. It is a transcript of the gene YPT72, whose product is annotated as Rab family GTPase. Gene Ontology annotation, cellular component: late endosome; vacuole; phagocytic vesicle. The record is from RefSeq and is a predicted model, not a curated record. Gene Ontology annotation, molecular function: GTP binding; GTPase activity. Lineage: Eukaryota; Fungi; Ascomycota; Pichiomycetes; Serinales; Debaryomycetaceae. Gene Ontology annotation, biological process: regulation of vacuole fusion, non-autophagic. The transcript has a single exon. Bases 1 to 645 code for a protein of 214 amino acids.